Messenger RNA from Prunus persica (peach), 1545 nucleotides. RefSeq lists its product as uncharacterized. The transcript has 2 exons. The record is from RefSeq and is a predicted model, not a curated record. The coding region runs from base 321 to 1313 and encodes 330 amino acids. NCBI's taxonomy places the organism in Eukaryota, Viridiplantae, Streptophyta, Magnoliopsida, Rosales, Rosaceae.
UUGAAGAAACUACAGAGACCAAAAAUGGAGUUUCUUCAAAUAUAUAAAAACCAAAGUUCUAAUCUAGAACAGAAAGAAAAGAAAAUUUUGCCAAAAUUAUAAGGAAAAACAAGAGUGAAAUCAACUAUGAGUCAGAGUUGGUGAGAGGCAUUUCCUCCAUUAUAUAGAGGAAGAGGAUCCUUGAGUCAGGGUAAUAGAUUUAUUAUUAGUUGAGUGACAUGUCAAUCCAAGCACAAAAGCGUAGCUCAAUGAAAAUCUGGUCCCCAUAAAGCUUGAAUCUUGAGAGUUACCAUUUAGUCAGACCAGAAAGCUAAGUGUAAAUGAAUAAUCAGAGCAAUUUGAAACGCAGUUGCAUAGAGAUGGCGGAUGCCGCCGAUCAUCUCUCUUCACCUAUCAACCACUUUCACAGCAGCAGUAGCAAUGACAUGGUCGAGCCACAGACGGCCAUGGCCGACGAUGCUUGUAUACAACCACAACCACAACUGCAGCAGCAGCAGCAGCAACAGCACAUUGCUCUGCCUCCGUUGGUGGAGGAUUUGCUGAACCAACUUUGUAAUGAGAGAAAGCAACCCCAGCCAGACUACAACGUCAGGCGGAGGUUGGGUUUGCUGGGCGAGGAGAAGGCCCUCCAACUCCUCCAUGAAAUCAACGAGGCAAAAGUAAUCAAAACCCUCAGUGGCUUCAUCAUGUGGAUGAUCCGUAAUAAACCACAAUAUCAAUGUCCCUCUCCUUCUCCCUCUCCUUCAAAGUAUUGCCCUGCUUCUCUUCUGCAAACCCAAUUGUCCGCUUCUCCAUUUACGCCUUCUGUUCGCAAAGAGCAACCUGGACGAGACCACGGAGGGCUGAGGCCACGUUAUUCCUAUUCCUCUGCCUCACCUUCAAAAGCUCUCCGUGUUUCUCCGUAUCAAGGCCCAUCAUAUGCUCCUCCUUCUACUAUUACUCCUGUUCAACUUUUUAAGGACACUCUGCCUCUACCUCUACCUUUUACUCAAGAUUUUAUUUUUUUUUUCACUUUGUCAAUUUCAUGCUUUUCAUUUAUUGUGAUUAAUUAUCCGUCGAUAGCCCAAACAAGAAAAGAUAUUAUGUCUCUGUUCGAGUCUGCGUGUGUUGGUGAGACUCUCACUAAUUCCUCAGUUCUAGUAAUGAACGUGUUUAUAACCUUUACUUUGAUGAAGUAUACACAACUAGCUCUUCUAAAUGUGUACUUUUGUUUCCCUCUUUUCGGCCGAAGCGGCCAACGGAAGGAACUUUUGAUCAUUCUUCUCUUGAGUGUGGGGCGUGCCACCACAACCACCACCACCACCAAGACUUGAUGAAAUCCUUUAGUAUUCUGAUUAGAGAUUCCCGGUUUGGUGACUCUAAUAUUUUUAUCCAUUGGUGGAAAGAAAUGUCGGCCGGUUGGUUUUCUCAACCAUGCUCAGAGAUUGAGGAUAUGAUAUUCCGACAUUGCCCAUGCUCAUUGGCUUUUCAGCAAGAGAAAGAGAAGAAGAAGGCUCAAGCAAAAGGUAAAAUAUUAUCUAAAAAAGCUUAUCAAAAUUAAUGGUU